CAUCCGGGUAUUCAGUGGAUGACACAUCCACGAGAAAGUGAUUGUUUGUUGACGAAUGCACGAGCAAAUAAUCACGUGCACUUUAUUCACAUCGGGGGCCAUGACAUCCAGCACUGUUCAAGCGUGAAGAUCUUGUUACACAGGUUGCGUAUUAUAGAGGUUGUGGAUAACAGAAGUUGUGGAGGCCUACAUCAGUCAGUUGUCCUGUGAUCUGCCCUCCACAGUCUGUCGGGCGUAUAUCUGUUUACCUACACCAGUGGAUCGUCCAGUGAGCCGCCAUGUCUUCCCGCCAUGUGCUCGGGUCUGCUACCAUAUGGUGCCUCUCAGUUAGCUUGCUAUCGCUUCCUGGUGUCGUGUCGCCCUCGGAGACGUGUGUCUGUCUAAGAAAUGAAACCUCAGGUUUAUAUAAUCCCAUCCAUAUUGAAUUCAGGGGCGAGAGGUAUUAUAUCGCAGAGCAACGCGGGAUCGUACGAUAUUUUGAAACACGUGACAAGGAAGCACGUGUCUUAUUGAAUAUUUCGGAUAAGAUUGUGUUGACAGCCUCUCCAGCUGAUCAGAGAGGUUUACUUGGAUUUACCCUGCACCCUCGUUAUAACGCAAAUGGUAAACUUUAUGUGUAUUACAUUGGAAACAGUUCGGGAGUUCAGUUCUCGUACGUCAGCGAGUUUACCGUCGUCGACGAUGUGGCACUACCGACCACUGAGAGGAUAUUGUUGAGAAUUGAACAAAUAACUAACGCUGGGAAUGCUGGCCAGCUGCUGUUUGGCCAUGACGGUUACCUGUACAUAUCGGUCGGGGACGGGGUUGGUGAUGAUGGCAUACCACGUGACCAUGCACAGGACCCAAGCAGCCUUCUCGGGAAGAUACUGAGAGUUGACGUGGACGGCCAGACCUUCAUGGGCGGAGCCGCGCUCCGGUACGGUAUUCCCGAUAACAACCCGUUUGUUGACAAGUCACCAUGGAGACCUGAGGUGUUCGCAUACGGUUGUCGUAAUAUGUGGCGAUGCAGUCAGGACAGAGUUGCUGACAAACAUGGUGAGCGGCGUAUUUUCUGUGGCGAUCCGGGAGCGCGAACUUAUGAAGAGAUCGACGUCAUCCUCAGCGGCCGGAACUACGGUUGGAACAUCAAGGAAGGAACGAGUGCUUCGACAGCUCAAAGUGUGGCAAUGGGACAGAAUGAAGCGUUGCCUAUCUACGUGUACAGUCACACGAACCUCUUCCACGCUGUCGUCGGAGGACAUGUGUACAGAGGCAAGGCGCUUCCUGAUCUGUACGGCCUCUAUCUCUACGGUGACGCCAUGACAGGCAACAUAUCAGCGUUGUUGGAGGGCAGCGACGGCUGGACAUCGUCCCCGCUCCCCGUGUGUGACCGACACCACUGUCCGUGUGAUGCCAGGGAGCAGCCCCGGGACUUCCUUCUGACCUUUGGUCAAGAUGAACAAGGAGAGGUGUACAUUCUGUCGACGUCUUCAAUUACGGCGUUCAAAGACGACGGUGUAGCUUUGAAAAUAGUGCCAUCACUUGGGGAGAAGCCUGUAACUUGUGGGUGUGGUCGCAGGGGAGAGUCAGCUGGUGUCGUCGUCGUCGUAACGUUGAUGAUGACGGUGCUGACGUGGUUUGCUUCCUGGCGUGUUGAGGACGCCGUCGACUGAAGAUCGUGUAUAUUAGCUUAUAAGCUGGGGUGUUCGGUGACGGGAACUGUACAACUGUAUUAUAAUAUAUCUGAUGAGAAAUAAACCACAAACUGACACAAA
This is a messenger RNA of Haliotis rubra (blacklip abalone), 1754 nucleotides long. Its product is annotated as HHIP-like protein 1. NCBI's taxonomy places the organism in Eukaryota, Metazoa, Mollusca, Gastropoda, Lepetellida, Haliotidae. The record is from RefSeq and is a predicted model, not a curated record. The coding region runs from base 279 to 1652 and encodes 457 amino acids. The transcript is spliced from 9 exons.